AUGAGCACCCAGACACAAACAGAAACAAUCGUGCUCCAAUCAAGAGCGUCACACGAAGCAACCCCAGCCGAGCAUGAGCUUGAGAAUGAGCAUGAGAAUGAGCAUGAGAUCCUCCAACACUCACCCCCAGUCCCAAAAUGGCUAUACUUCAAAGUCCUCAGCGCAGCCCUCUCCUUCUUCGUCGCCGGCAUCAACGACGGAAGUCUAGGCUCAAUAAUACCCUACGUGAUACGCACAUAUAACAUCGGAACAGACAUGGUAGCAGUCGUCUACGCAACAACCUUCCUGGGCUGGCUAAUCGCCGCGCUAACAAACAGCCCAAUAACCAAAAACCUAAACCUAGGCCCAAUCCUAACCCUAGGCGCAUCCCUCCAAGUGCUAGCACACAUCCUCCGCGUCUGGGAACCGCCAUUCCCACUGUACUGCGUAACCUUCUUCCUAGCCAGCCUGGGCCAAGCCUACAACGACACGCACGCAAACACCUUCAUCUCCGCCCUGCCCAGCGCACACCGCUACCUCGGCUUCAUCCACGCCAUGUACAUGGCCGGAUGUCUGGUAGGACCGUUUGUGGCGACGGCUGUGGCGUCGGCGAAUGCCGAGCCGAAGUGGGCUCUUUUCUAUCUGUUUCCUGUUGGGGUCGGGGUGUUGAAUUUGGUGUCUGUGGCUGCGGCGUUUAGGGAUCGUAUGGUUAGGUCGCCUGUGGUCAGGGGAGAGGGUGGGGAGAGGUCUGCGUUGAGGGAGAUUAGGGAUACGCUUUCGACGCCCGGGGUUUGGUUGGUUAGUUUGUUUUUCUUUUUCUUUCUUGGGGCGGCUAUUACUGCUAGUGGCUGGAUGGUCGAAUACCUGGUCGUCGUCCGCAACGGCAAUGUCAAGGAAAUGGGCUACAUACCGGCCGGUUACUUCGGCGGAGGCUUUUUAGGACGUCUCAUCCUCGCUGAGCCAACACAUAGACUCGGCGAGCGCCGUAUGAUCUUCAUCUAUGCUGUGCUGUGUGUGGGACUACAAUUGGUAUUCUGGCUCGUGCCAAAUAUCAUUACUGAGGCAGUAGCAGUCAGUUUACUGGGCUUCUUCUCGGGUCCUUUCUUUGCAACAGGCAUAUCGGUAGGGACCAAGAUCUUUGCGCCAGAGAUCCGGUCUUCGGCAAUUGCUUUCGUCUUUGUACUCGGACAAAUCGGUGGAUCGGUCUUCCCUGCUUUGACGGGUAUUAUAGCAGGGAAGGUAGGUGUUCAGGUACUGCAGCCUAUGCUUGUUGGGUUGCUUGGAGCCGCAGGUGUGAGUUGGUUGAUGUUGCCCAAGGAUGUUGCGCUGCAUCGGGAUUGA
This is a messenger RNA of Penicillium bovifimosum, 1320 nucleotides long. RefSeq names its product putative MFS transporter. Bases 1 to 1320 code for a protein of 439 amino acids. NCBI's taxonomy places the organism in Eukaryota, Fungi, Ascomycota, Eurotiomycetes, Eurotiales, Aspergillaceae. Gene Ontology annotation, molecular function: transmembrane transporter activity. The record is from RefSeq and is a predicted model, not a curated record. The transcript is spliced from 6 exons. Gene Ontology annotation, biological process: transmembrane transport. Gene Ontology annotation, cellular component: membrane.